Molecule: messenger RNA, 1709 nt
Organism: Pantherophis guttatus
Lineage: Eukaryota; Metazoa; Chordata; Lepidosauria; Squamata; Colubridae
Gene: HDGF
Product: heparin binding growth factor
Source: RefSeq, a predicted model, not a curated record
AUGGCGGCGGCGUCGUCUACGCGACUCCCAAGCUUCGUCGGGGAGCUAGGCCGCGGCUCCCCUCAUGGCAACGGGGCCCGCCGGAAGACGACCGGGCGCCCCUGCCGCUCCCGGCACUCGGCCCCGGGCGGCAGAGAAGCCCUGGAAGCAGAAAGCGGCCCCGCACCCGCCGACCCGCCUUCCUCCGCGCUCCAGCGGGGGGAAGUGGACUACCGCUCCCAUAAGGCCCCGCGCGGGAGGCCGCGAUUGGCUCGUCGGCGCGCGGGGCCCGCCGGGAAAGCGAGGACGGGCGGGAGGUUCCAGAGAGCGCCUCUGCUCCCGUCGGCCCUUGCGCGGCUGGAGGGGCGCCCGCCGAGUGGGGGGGGGCGUUUCCCUCCAGGCCCCUCGCAAGCCCCGCCCCGCCCCCUCCGGCCGGAGCGGAGCCCCCCAUCAGCCCCCCCGGGACCCCCGCCUGCUUUCUGCGCUGCGGGCGAGGGCCGUGCGGGGGGAGGGGCCCCAGUAGCCAGGCAGCCCCCCAGGAGGCCGCCCCCCCCUCCGUCCCCUCGGCCCUCCCCCCGCCCGCCGCCCCGCCCCCCGCCCCCCCCCUCGCGCUGCUCCGGCCUCGCCAGGCGCCUCCGCCCGCUGCUCCCUCAGGCCGGCACGGAGGGAAGAGACGGAGACGGAGACGGAGGGAGGGAGGGAGGAGGGCGGCGAGAGCGGCGGCGGCGGCCUCUUCCAGGCGCAGCGCACGGAGGCGGCCUGGGCGCGCCUGUUGCUGGGGAGGCUCGGCGAUCGCUCGGCCCCUCCGCCCGCGCCAUGUCCCGCUCCGGCCGCCCGCGAGACUACAAGUGCGGAGACCUGGUCUUCGCCAAGAUGAAGGGCUACCCGCACUGGCCCGCCCGGAUUGAUGAGAUGCCGGAAUCAGCUGUGAAAUCAACUUCCAACAAAUACCAGGUCUUUUUCUUUGGAACUCAUGAAACGGCCUUCCUGGGUGCCAAGGACCUCUUUCCCUACGAAGAGUGCAAGGCGAAGUUUGGCAAAGCCAGCAAGCGGAAAGGGUUCAGCGAAGGCCUGUGGGAGAUCGAGAACAACCCCACCAUCAAGGCCUCGGGGUACCAGCCGGCUCAGAAGAAGCGCCCCCUGGAGGAAGGCAAGGCCAAGGAGGAGCCGGAGGCUGGCAGGAAAGGGAGCCCGGAAGACAGCAGCCCCGAGGAGGAGGAGGAGGAGGAGGAAGAGGGGGACCUGGUGAUUGAUGAGCAGGUCAGGGAGAAGAACCAGAAGGCUGCCCACAAGAGGAGGGCCCCGGAGGCCCCGCAGGAUCCCUCCCCCAAGCGCAUGAAAGACGGGGAGGACCAGGCGGAGGCAGCUGGGAAGAAGCCGGGCUGCGAGGACGCGGCCCAGAAAGCCGGGAAUCAGAAGCCGGUUCUGCUGCAGCCAGGGGGCGAGGGGAAGAACGGCGGGGGUGGCAGCCCCCCCAUCGACGUGCUCGGAGGAGACGAGAGAAAGCAAAAGGCUGCCCAAGAGGAAGAGGAGGAGGAGGAGGAGGAGGAGGAGGAGGAAGAAGAGCAGGAAAGCAGAGAUCAUGAGAAGAGCCCGUAGCCGGCCCUCUGCUCUUCAGCCCCCUCCGGCCUCUGGGUUUCCCUGGUGCUGCCAACCAGAUUGCAUCGUCCCCUCCUUCCGUGGCGCUGGCGGGAAGGGAGCGCGAUCCAACAUUUCCACCCCAGGAACAG